UGUUCGAUCGAAUCCCGAUAAGGAAAACCGCGCAACGGUGCUCGAAUCCGUGCGAACCCUUGCAACCACAAUGUGCAGUUCGGUGACCACAACCGCGAUGAAGCUCGCAGCGAAAGGAUACACUCUACGCCAGCGAGUGCGCCAGAAGUUAUGUCCAAAGAUUGUUGACGACGACCGGGACACCUUUCUGCGUGGUAUUCGUCCGUUUGUCAUACUCGGACAGGUGUUUGGCAUAUUUCCCAUCUACGGUGUUACCCGAAAUGAUCCGAAGAGAUUUCGCCUGAAAUGGUUCUCGCUGCGCGUCAUUCUUAAUCUAACCGUUGUAGUGACGGCCCUACUGCAAGCGUACUAUGAGUAUGGGCGGUUAAAGGCGAUCGGCAUUAACGCGAAGAACGUGAGCAGUUUAAUCUUCUUCAUUGAUGCCUGUCUAAUCAACGUGCUCUUUCUCAACCUGGCCACCAAGUGGCGCUCGGUAGCGAUGAAAUGGGACGAAGUAGAUGACACGUUUAACAGACCUCCGUACCACAUGCAGAGCUGGAGUCUCCGGAAGCGUCUGGGUGUUGUUUCUUUUACGUUGGUAUUUCUAGCCGCUGUCGAACAUAUACUGUCGAUUGUAAGCAAUGUGCACAAUCAGAUGGUGGAAAUCAAGUACUGCAACUGGACGGAGCCCAACUACUUCCAGCAUUAUUCUCUGCGUAGGUUUGCGAACAUUUAUCUAAACUUCCCCUACAAUAGCUUGAGUGCAGUAUUCUUUACGUACGUAUCUUCCGCACUGACCAUGUACUGGAACUAUCAAGACAUCUUCAUCAUCAUGAUCAGUAUCGGGUUGGCGACACGAUUUCAGCAGAUUAACAACUACCUGAAGAUACUGUCGGACGGAGUGCUCAUUCCUGGGGAGGACUUUUGGAUCCGAGUCCGCACCAACUACGUCGCGGUUUGCGAGCUGCUGGACGAUGUCGAUCGAGCAAUAUCGUGGACAAUGUUAAUCUCGUGCGCCACCAACCUGUACUACAUCUGUUUGCAGAUUCUGCAUGUCUCAAAGAAACUGGCCAACACUGUCGAGGACGCUUACUAUGGGUUUUCGCUGGGUUUCUUGAUCGUACGCACCGUCAUUGUGUUUCUGUCGGCAGCCCACAUACAUGACUGUGCGAAAAAACCAUUGGAUAUUAUUAUGAAAAUUCCCAACGUUGGCUGGUGUGUGGAGCUUGAACGAUUUUCUACGCAGCUGAAAAGCGAAAAGGUUGCCCUUUCCGGAAUGGGCUUUUUCAGUCUUACGCGGCAGCUGCUCUUUUCGAUGGCUGGAACAAUUGUUACAUAUGAAUUGGUUAUGCUGAAAUUCGACCAAGAAUCAGAGAGCAAGGGCAACAUACCGCUUUGCACCAAGUUUAGACGAUUCGAACACGUGUCUUGGGACUAUGCGACCGAUUCCAGCAAUGGCGUUCGCCGGUGCACGAUGAUUGAGGUCGGUUUCGGGUUUCGUAUGGUACCGGGGCCGGUGCGUUCAAGCAACGCAACCCGGCCCACCCGUUCCCGGUGGCACUGGUUGCGGAAGCGUGGCAACGUCACAUUCGUUAGGCCUGCCGCGGAGAUCGAUGAUCGGAAGGAGCGCUUCUAUCUGGCCAUCGCAUCCGUGCUGCGCUGGGCUCGGCUUUUCGGAGUGUUUCCGCUGUCGAACAUUACGGCCACCGAUCCGAGCGCGUUUCGAUUUCACUAUUUUUCACCGUACAUCGUGCUGAGCGCGCUCAGCAUUGUGGGCGGUUUGUUUAUUAUGGCGGCGGCGCUGGUGCGGCUUAAUCGCGUCGGCAUCAACGCGAUGAACAUUGCCGAACCGAUCUUUUUCGGGAUGUGCACGCUGCUGCAGCUGCUGUUCGUUCGAUUGGCCCAGGCGUGGCGUGGCUUUAUGGUGUACUGGGCCGAACGGGAAGAGAUGUUCUUUGCCCGCCCGUACGGUGCCAUUAAUUUGCGGCGAAAGGUGAUCGGCUUAGCGGUUUGCAUCCUUACGUCUGCAUUGGUGGAACACGUGGUGUACGUGAUCAACCAGGCGUACAACGUGUAUCAGGAAAGCUUGACCUGCCAGUAUAAUGUAACGAAUCCGCUCAAGCUGUAUGGCACUCUGACAUUCGGGUCGGUUUACCAAUCCGUCCCGUACCAUCAUCUCUUGACCAUGUACCUACUGUACACGACAAUUUCGCUUACAUUCAUUUGGACCUUCACCGACCUGUUCAUAAUGCUGGUGGCAACCGGUAUAGCGUGCCGCUUCGGUCAGCUAAACAAACGCAUCGACAGUAACCUACAAAACGGUUCUGAAGCAUUCUGGGGCGAAAUGCGAACACACUUUGUCGGGCUGAUCGAGCUGGUCGAGCGGACGAAUCGCAUUGUCGGCCCACUGCUGAUCGCUUCUUGCGCAAACGAUAUGUACUUUCUCUGCCUGCAGACUCUCAACGCGUUGGAAGAUAAACCGUACGACAUCAACGAUUGGUACUUUCGAUACUCGUUCACCUUUCUGAUAUUACGCACCUCCGUAAAGCUUUGGUUCGCAGCGGACGUGGACGAAAAUUCGGUACGAACGCACAAACUGGUGCAAAAGAUACGCAGUGAGCACUACAACGAUGAGCUGGAAAUAUUGCGCAUUUGCUCGAGCGGAUAUUUCUUACCACCACCACCGUCCAUCAGCAUGCCCGUCCCAACGCUGUACUACUUUCCGAUGAGCCCACCGGCCCGUGCGGUGUUGCUGCUGAUGAAGGAGCUUGAACUGCCGAUGAAUCUAAAAGAAGUGAACCCACUCGCCGGUGAAACGCGCACCGAGGAAUUCAUGCGCAUGAACCCGGAGCACACGAUCCCAACGCUGGACGACAAUGGCUUCUACCUGGGCGAAUCACGUGCCAUUUUGUCGUACCUAAUCGAUGCCUACCGUCCCGGGCACACGCUCUACCCGAACAUUCCGAAGGAAAAGGCCCUCAUUAAUCGGGUGCUGCAUCACGAUUUGGGCUCUUUCUAUCCCAAGUUCUUUGGCACCAUCGGUGCACUGUUUUCUGGUGCAGCGACGGAAAUUUCAGACGAAAUGAAAACCACCACCCAGAAGGCGCUCACUGACUUGGAGCACUAUCUGACACGGAACGAUUACUUUGCCGGGGAAAAUCUCACUAUAGCAGACCUUUCCCUGGUGCCGACGAUUUCUUCCGCCGUCCACUGCGGUUUGGAUUUGACCAACUAUCCACGACUAAACGCGUGGUAUGAGAGCUGCCGGGUGCUGAAAGGAUUCGAGGAUGAUCAGGAAGCUGCCCGUCAGCUGCGAAGCUUCCGCUGCAUCUACUCGCUGGUGUAUCUAGCACUGACCGGCAUUUACUGCACCCUCUUCAUCCGGUGGUACAUUAGGAAGGGACUGAACCUUGCCUACUUCGAAUGGGCUUUUUUUAAUGUGUGUGCGUGUCUUACCAUUUUCCCCUCAGCUAACUGCAUCUAUAUGGUGGUGGUGUACCUGUCGGCCUGGCUGUUUUUCUUCAUAGCCCUCCGCUGGCAGUCGAUACUGGGUGCGUUCAGUCGCUGUGAGCGUUCGUUUUUGAGCGACCACUAUCGCCGCCAAUCGAAGGGCCGCUUUGCACUUGGCUGGAAGAUACGGUUCACCGGCUUUGCCAUCUUUGCUCUGGCGCUAGUCGAGGACUGGCUGAACUACUACUCCGCGUACCAGAGCAACAUCGUACAGAUAGCUACGUGCAAUCGGACCAACGUGACGGUAUGGCAGAACUUUUACCUACGCGAGCACCCGCACGUUUUCCAUUGGCUACCGUUCAAUGGGUUUACGAUUGCAAUAACGGAGUGGAUCAACCGUUGCAUGCGCUACACUUGGACGUACCUGGACAUCUUCAUCAUCUCGUUCUGCUACGGUGCCCAGUUCCGGUACGAGCAGAUCUUUCGACGCUUGGUCGCCGUGCAGGGUAUCGCUUGUCCGACCAACUUUUGGCACGACGUGCGCAUGGACUACGUGGCCGUGUCGGAGCUGGUGCAAGUUUUGGACGCCCAGUUCGGACACCUGAUCCUGCUCGCCUGUGCGAACGAUAUGUACUUCAUCGCGACGCAGCUCUUCAAUGGGUUUCAACGCCGUAGAGUCAUUGCAAACUACGUGUACUUCUGGUACUCGCUAUUGCUUCUCAUGUUCCGAACGAUCGUGAUGCUUUAUGUUGGAUCGGGAGUGUACGCCGCCUCUACCAGCCCUCUUCAGCUGCUGCGAAACGUGCCUUCCCAGCAUUGGGGCAUUGAUGUGAGUUGGUCUGGUGAAUUAACGCGCCGAUCCCGAUCAACCAUGGAAUCGCCAGCAAUUGAUGACUUCCACCGGGCGGUGAGGCCGUUUCUGCUGAUUUCGCAAUUGUUUUCGCUCUUUCCGCUUGGCGGCUUGUACGGUCGAACGCUGCAGGAUAUUCGGUUUCGGUGGUUUGGGCCUGGUACCGUCUACAGCUUUUACUUCUUCCUGUCCGGGCUGCUCACGCUGGUGGCGCACAUUUAUUACAGCCUGACCGUGGACACGCUGGGCACCUCGGAAAUCAGUAACAUAAUCUACUACGUGCUGAAUCUGUCCGGAGCAAUCGUACUGCUGGCCAUAGCGGCACGCUGGCGAACGAUCAUGGAGAAGUGGCGCAGCUUGGAGGAAAACUUUCUGCAUCCUCCGUACGCCGAGAGACGGUUUUGGAGUUUGAAGCGUGUCGUCGCGGCGAUUGGCAGUACGAUGGUUGUGCUCGCUUUUGUGGAGGACACAUUGCACGUCGCCUCGGUGUACAACACCAACCUGCAGUACUUUAAGCGCUGCGACAACAGUACACCCUUCUGGACGCUGUUCUACCAACGCGAGCAUCCCAAGUUCUUCCACUAUUUGCCGUACAGCUUGCCCGCUGUGCUGCUGCUCGAGCUGACGCACAAGAUAUUCCUGUACGUGUGGACGUUUAUGGAUCUGUUCAUCAUUUUUGUGGCACUCGGGCUUGCCCGGCGGUACGAGCAGUUCUAUCGCCAUGCGGCCCAGUACAAGGGACGGCAUGUGAUGGGCCCGGUUUGGCAGCGGUUGCGGCUGGACUAUGGCCGGAUCUCGAGCUUGGUCGCGUACAUGGAGGGCAUUAUGGCACCGAUCAUCGUUUGCACUACCGCGUCCGAUCUUUACUUUAUCUUUUACCAGAUGUACAACGCUUUCCAGUUCUCUGCCUCACUCAUCUCGGAGUUGUACUUUAAAUUUUCACUCGCAUUUCUAAUUUUUCGAACGCUCGUUAUGCUGCUGAUCGCUUCCAACAUACAUGUGGCAUCGUUGCGACCGCUCGACAUCUUACGCUCCGUGCCGAUGAGCUGCUGGACUAUCGAUGUACAACGAUUUACGCAAGAGCUCCUGUCUGGUCGGAACUGUCUCUCGGGACAUGGAUUUUUCUUUCUCAAUCGAAGCGUCAUACUUGCGAUGGCAGGCACGCUUAUCACGUACGAGCUUGUGAUGUUGAAGGAGGUUAACCCGUCUUCGGAAAAGAGCGAUUUUUGUGAUGGUGUAAACUGGCCACAGCUUAUGUCCCGCUGGGUACAGCUUGAGCAAUCCCUGCCGGAUCAGCCGAGACUGAGCGCUGCCUGCCGCAGAAACGCACGACAGGUCGGGCUAGUGGCGACAGUUUUGCUCACCAGUGGACUAAUUGAACAUGUGCUUUCGAAGCCGGCUGGACUGCAUCGGGCCUACCGGUGUCCGAUCCCGAACCUGCUGGAAGCACACUACAAACAAGCGUUUCCGGAAAUGUUCUCCUUCGUGCCUUACAACCCAUACAUUGGCUUUUUAGCACAAACGAUCACGUCGCUGCUUACGGUGUACUGGAACUAUGUGGAUCUGUUCUUGAUAUCCGUCAGCGUCGGCCUCCGCACGAACUUGGCGCAGGUGAACGAUGUGAUCGCAAGCUCCGAAAAGCUGUACCAUCGAGGCAUCUUUUGGAAGGACCAAUGCACGCACUACCGGCGUGUACUAGGUUUGAUACGGCACGUGAACAAUCAUAUUGGCGUGUUUAUUGUCAUUUCUUAUGCGAGCAAUCUGUUCUUCAUCUGCGUCCAGCUAGUGAAUGUUUUCCAACAGAAUUCGUCUUUCAUCGUCACUUCGUAUUUCUGGUAUUCGCUGUUUCACCUUAUUGGGCGCAUUGUUGCCGUUUCCUUGUACGGUUCCGCAAUCCAUGACGAGUACUGCCGGACACGCACCCUGUUCUACAAUCUACCGGACGAGUACGGCUACACUGAUGAGGUCCAGCGGUUCCAUCGACAGGUCGAGCAUGACUCGGUGGCAUUGAACGGCUAUGGCUUUUUCUAUUUAACGCGCAAACUCAUUCUGAAGAUCGCAGCUACGGUCGUAACGUACGAGUUGGUUUUGACGCAGGUUAACGAAGCGGAAGCCAAAAAUGGUGACGAUAAUCCUUGCACUCUGCAGAUCGAUGAGCUAGUGAGCGAAAAGCGAAGGAAGAUGGGAUUUGCUGUGAGUGAAAACCACGAUACCAAACCACUAAUUCAACCGACCUGGCACACCUGCCUGAAGCGCUGGUGUGCGUCCUGGCUCCACUGGCCAAGGGUGCAGCGGCGGGCCAGUCGCGAGGAUUGGCUGUUCAAUGGCACCUUUCACGAAGCGUCCCGCGGCGUACUGAUGAUGGCUCAGCUGUUCUCCAUCAUGCCCGUCUGUGGCAUACUGGCGAAGGAUCCGCGAAAGUUACGCUUUUCCUACACGGCGGGCCGUACGUUCUACGCCUACUUUUGUGCGAUUGGCAUCGGCUUUCUCGCGACCAUGUCGGUGUACUUUUUCGCCAGCAAGCGGUACCACUUUCAGAAGAUGGUGACGGCGUUCUUCUACUGCUACAACCUGUAUGCCAUGUAUCGGUUCGGGCGGCUCGGUCAACGGUGGCCAGCGUUGAUGGUGAAGUGGGCCCGCGUCGAUGACUCGUUGCCACCGCAGAAGGGUCUAUUUGAGCGGGCGGUACUGGCGUACCGGAUUAAGCUCUGCUCGAUCAUGGUGAUGGCACUGUCGCUGUCCGAGCAUUUGCUCUCGAUCGUGGCGGCGGUACACUACUCGAACAACUGUCCCGCCGUUCACGAUCCGUACGAAGCGUUCUUCAAGUCCAACUUUGCAUUCGUGUACUACUACUUCCCGUACUCGACGUGGCGCGGCUUUCUGACCAAAUUCUUCAACGUGAUUUGCAAUUUUAUGUGGAGCUAUGUCGAUUUGUUUGUGAUCGUCAUCAGCAUGGGUUUGUCGCACGCCUUUCGACGCAUCAACGCCCAUCUGUUCCUGCACAAACGAGAGAAAAUGACGGAGCAGUUCUGGGGCGAACAGCGGCAAAAGUAUCGGAAUGUGUGCGAUCUAGUGACGACAGUGGACGAUCACAUCUCCGCCAUCACGAUGCUCUCCAUUUCGAACAAUCUGUUCUUCAUCUGCGUUCAAAUCCUCAACAGCAUGAACUCGCGACCCACCCUGGUGCACACCGUGUACUUCUGGUUCAAUCUGAUCAUUCUCAUCGGCCGUACGCUAGCCGUUGCCAUGUUUGCGGCGGAAGUGAACGACGAAUCGAAGCGCCCGAUCGAGGUACUGCGAACGAUACCGCGCGAGGGCUGGUGCCUGGAGGCGAAACGGUUCGCCGAGGAGGUGACGACCGAUACGGUCGCCCUGACCGGGCUCAAGUUUUUCAGCAUGACCCGCCAGCUGGUGCUGAACGUGACGGGGGCAAUCAUUACGUACGAGCUGGUGCUGAUACAGUUCCACAAGGACGAAGCAUCGGAUGUGGAUUUGUGUAAGCUAAAGCGCAUGGACACGUUGUAAGCGUGGUUCCGAAUUGUUGCUGCGCUUGUAUACGAUGAGGACGAUUGGUCGCUUUCCGUGUUUUUUUGUCGUUGGACGUCGUUUGCUGUUUGUGUAGUUUGUAUUCGAUGUACUCGUACCGUAGCCGUUCCAUGUUGAGUGUGAGUGUAGUGCCACUCCCGAGAGCUUGCCUCUAAUAUGGUUUCCCUUUUUUUGGGUUUUGAUAUAAUUUCAGGUUUAUUCGACCCGUUUGAUGACAAAUACUAAUAGUGUAAGCAUUUUGUUGCUUGUGUGAGCGUGCUUUGGAUGUUUGCUGUUUACUCUUUUUAUUGGCGUUCAUCCUUUCCCGAUAACCCUUCCGGAAAGGGGAAACUAUUUCCAGCAAACAGUGGGGAAAGACUGUAUCUUAUUUACCUCUCCAAAAACCCACGGUUCAAUUUUGAUCAUCUAGGCUUCGCUUCAAAAAUCAAACUCCGAACCAUCCUUCCUGGAAGCGUCUCUAGCGAGACAUCUUUAAGAGGGUAUUUGGUAUUAAACCGGCACCAUCCUUCGCUUCGGUAUCGGGAAAAGGGCUGAAAUCUAAUCGAUUGUAAACGCUCCAACCGAGCAUGCCGAGCUCAUUAAUAAACAAUCGUUUCGGUAUCAAUAUUGCAUACCGUCUGUGCUGUCUCGCCUGGAAUGCAAAUGUGUGAAAACGUGUACCAAAAAAAAAUAAUGAAAAAACGAUGCUUUGCCUGAUUAUCUGCAUUUUUUUUUUAAACAAAACCAGGUUACGGAGGGCCGAUAUUCAUCAUCUUUUCUCGAUAACUUUAUGCAAAGUUGAUUCUUCCGCUGAGACGAAAGACGCCGUCGGUUUAGUUCGCUGACCGGACUGGACGGGCAAAUGAAUGUGGAAAAUUUAAUUAAAUGGAAAUGAGCAGCAGCGGCAGAAUGGGUUUCAGUAUCGCCCGCCCCAAAUGCCCGAUCUCGUUUGGUGAUGAAAA
Messenger RNA from Anopheles gambiae (African malaria mosquito), 8766 nucleotides. RefSeq lists its product as uncharacterized. The transcript has 34 exons. Gene Ontology annotation, molecular function: sweet taste receptor activity. The record is from RefSeq and is a predicted model, not a curated record. The coding region runs from base 71 to 7804 and encodes 2577 amino acids. Gene Ontology annotation, cellular component: membrane. NCBI's taxonomy places the organism in Eukaryota, Metazoa, Arthropoda, Insecta, Diptera, Culicidae. Gene Ontology annotation, biological process: sensory perception of sweet taste; detection of chemical stimulus involved in sensory perception of taste.